Molecule: messenger RNA, 1031 nt
Organism: Lathyrus oleraceus (garden pea)
Lineage: Eukaryota; Viridiplantae; Streptophyta; Magnoliopsida; Fabales; Fabaceae
Exons: 1
Coding region: 95-850 (251 amino acids)
Source: RefSeq, a predicted model, not a curated record
UUGAAUUUAUACUGCAUAAUCAUAUGCCCAAAAUAAUGAUAUAAUAAGGUAGACGAAAAACAAGAAGCGCAAAAAGAAAGUUCACAUACACAUAAUGGGAAAUGGUUACAGCGGCCGGAAUACCAAUCUUGGCAUUAAUUGUCCCAACUUUGACUCCGGCGCCACUGGUACCACCGCACGCUGGAGAGACCUCCUUGAGGUUUCCAUGGGCAAUUGGAAAGAAGAUGAUCACACAGAAAUUUGGAGUGUGAGUUACAAAGUAGGCAAAAAAUUAGAGUAUGGUUGUGGUUUCCAUCUGCGAACAAAACACGACAACAAUGGCGUUGAGAGUAUAAAUUUUUUAUUAGGUGACAACGCUGAUAUCAGGUCUGGUUUUUCCUUGGAUAUCACAAGAGCUGGAAGGGAUGGUCUCCAUGGAGGAAUAACAGGUGUUACAACUUCUGGGAUAUAUAAAUCUUCUAGAACCGUUAAACAAGAUUACUCCAUAGAGACUACUAUAUUGUUUCGUAUGAUAAUUCAUAUAGUGACACUCUUUGUUCUACAAAUGAAGAAAAGGAAGAACCAUGAAAAUGCUUGUAUGGUGACUAUGGCACACUAUUAUGUUACCAAAGGUGUUGGUCUUUCUGCUGCGGCAAAAAUUUAUCUUAGUAAAGGAAAAGGUUUCGUAUUUGAAGUGAAAGGUCCUUUCAAACACCCAAGUGAUGAUUUGCGUCGAGUUAUCGCUGAAACUUGUCGAACCGGCAUAUGGUGUCCUGGAGCAAAAUCUAGUUAUACAAAACAACAAGAUUGCAGUUCAUCCUUGGAGAACAAUGGCAUUGUAAGGACAAAUCAAUCUUAUAAUUUCUCAUAAUAAAAUUCAAACUAAAAGCCUACACGAGGUCUAUGAUUUAAAUAAUCCUGGCGCUACCUUAAUUUCAUGAUAAAACUACUCGCUCAAGAUAAAGAUAACACAAGCAUAAUCAUCAUGGAUAUAAACAUUUGUAUAAAAUAAAGUAAGAACUAAUAAGCAAUGAAAAAUAAUAAAAAUAGUA